This is a messenger RNA of Enhydra lutris kenyoni (northern sea otter), 1181 nucleotides long. Its product is annotated as interferon alpha-inducible protein 27-like protein 2. Bases 813 to 1112 code for a protein of 99 amino acids. The record is from RefSeq and is a predicted model, not a curated record. Gene Ontology annotation, cellular component: mitochondrion; membrane. The transcript has 4 exons. Gene Ontology annotation, biological process: apoptotic signaling pathway. Lineage: Eukaryota; Metazoa; Chordata; Mammalia; Carnivora; Mustelidae.
UGACUUUAUUUGUAGUCAACUCAUGUAUUUGGCCAGCUUCCCAAUGAGCAAGGAGAGGGGAGCUCCCGGGGGCUACAGAGGAUCCAAGUUUUUAAAAGGUAGAAGAGCAGAAAACAAGAAAUUAUUAGGAGAGAAACCAUUGUUGUAGGCAAGAUCACCCUCCUAAGGGGAACGGAGGGGGCCCAUCAGGAAAUUUCCUAGUGCUCCCUGGGAAAUCUCACAUUGCCUGGUUAAGGGUUAUAUUCCUGGGGGGCUGAAAGUGCCAGGUCAGGUAUUAAGUCUCAAUUUACACUUGGGGCCUUAACUGAGGGGACACCAUUGUGGGGCCUGUGGUUUUCUUUUUAACCACACGCCCCCCAACCACCCCUGCGAUACCUCCCUCCCUCAGAGUCAGCCUUUCCAAUAUGCUUAAUGUGUAUCUGUUUUUCUCAUGUAUUUUUGCAAAAUGGGUGUUGGCUUUUUGUUUGCAUGUGUUUUAAUGUAUGUAUAGAAUAGUGUGCUCUUGACUUCACCGUAUUGCUUUUUCCACCCUGAGAUUGUCAGGGUCACUAGGUGAGUGUCUAAUACUGGCUUCCAAUUGUUGCAAACAUGCCACUUCUCUUCCACUCUCCUGGUGUGGACACCCUGGGGUCCUUCCUCCUUCCCCAGCACAAACAGCAGCAUAGUAUGGAAGGGGAGGGCGGGGCCUCUGACCACUGCUGAGGUCUGACCCUGUGCACUCAUCCUCUGUUCUUUCUCUGGACUCACCCUGUCAUCCACAGUUGCCCUGAACCAGGCUACAGCUUCCGUGGCAUCCACUGAAAGUCUCCAGAAUGGCAGCAUUUACUCUUUCCAGAGCCGGAGUCCAGACUGUGGCAGCUGUGAUAGGAGGAGUCGUGUCCGUGGCAUCCGUGCCCACCGUGCUGGGCGCCAUGGGCUUCACUGGGGCCGGAAUCGCUGCCUCCUCGCUAGCAGCCAAGAUGAUGUCCUCUGCUGCCAUCGCCAACGGGGGUGGCAUCGCCGCUGGCAGCCUGGUGGCGACACUGCAGUCCGUGGGAGCAGCAGGACUCUCGCUGUCAACCAAGAUCAUCCUGGGCUCCCUGGGCUCUGUGCUCACGUUCCUGAGCUUAUAAGAGUUUCCCUCCUCUCUGCCUGCAAAGAAGAGGAUGGCCCUCCUCCGCUCCUCCCCCCCCUCCCCGCCC